AUGAAGUCGACGUCCUUAGCAGCGCCGACAGCGGCGCUGCUGACAGCACUCUGCACUCUGCCGUCCUUCACAUCCGCCUUUUACCUGCCAGGCCUGGCGCCCGAAUUCUAUAAGCCCGGCGCGCGGGUACCGCUCAAUGUUAACAGCAUCAAGCCUCUUGCAUCCCAGCAAGAUGCCCGCCUCUACUCCGUCCUGGCGUACGACUACUAUACCGAGAAGUUUGGGUUCUGUGCACCCGAAGGCGGACCUGAAUAUGUGAGAGAGAGCCUCGGAAGCAUCCUGUUCGGCGAUCGCAUCAUGACGUCCCCAUUCGAGCUCAACAUGGCGCGAAACGAGACCUGUAAAUCCUUGUGCCAGGUCACCUACGACAGACCGUCUGCGCAUUUUGUCAACAAGCGCAUCAUGCAAGGCUAUGCGCUCAACUGGCUGAUCGAUGGCCUGCCGGCAGCCCAGCUUACAGUAGAACAAAUGACCGGGGUUACGUUCUACAGCCCGGGAUUUGCGAUUGGGCAAGGCGAUACCACGGACCCAGACUCUACAGCGUUCUUCAACAACCACUACGACAUCUGGAUCGAGUACCACGAAGUCAACGGCGAUCCGGAGCAGUUGAGAGUCGUGGGAGUCAUCGUCCAGCCUUCGUCUAAGGACUAUGCUGGUUCCAAGGCGGAUUGUGGCGAGCACCCGUCACUUGUGCUCAGGGAGGACGACGAAAAGGGCACGCCUGUAGAGUUCACCUACAGCGUAUACUGGACGCGUUCGGACACAGCUUGGGCCACGCGCUGGGACAAAUACCUCCACGUUUACGAUCCCAAGAUCCACUGGUUCUCGCUCAUCAACUCAGCUGUGGUUGUCGUCUUCCUCACAAUCACCGUCUCCUCGGUGCUUUUUCGCGCGCUCAAGAAGGACAUCGCUCGAUACAACCGGCUUGACAACAUCAACCUGGACGAUCUCUCGGGCACCUCUGCGCUCGAGGAUGAUGGCGUGCAGGAGGAUUCUGGCUGGAAGCUGGUACAUGGCGAUGUGUUCCGCGCGCCUUCGCACCCGCUGCUUCUGUCCAUCUUUCUCGGAAACGGUGCUCAGCUUUUUGUCAUGACCGGAUUCACCAUCUGCCUCGCGCUCCUCGGUUUCCUGUCGCCUUCAAACCGUGGCUCUCUCGGCACCAUUGUGAUUAUCCUCUACACGCUGCUCAGCUUCGUCGGAGGAUAUGCGUCUGCGCGCGUGUACAAGUCUCUCGGUGGUGAGAAGUGGAAGCUCAACAUCGGCUUGACUCCGAUUCUUGUGCCUGGCAUUGUUUUCACAACCUUCUUCCUGCUCAACCUGUUCCUGUGGGCUAACGAGGCGUCUGGCGCUGUCCCCAUCUCGACCAUGUUCGUCAUUGUCGCCAUCUGGUUCAUUAUCUCUGUGCCCCUGUCCUUUGGCGGUUCGUGGUUCGGCUUCCGCGCUCGCCCUAUCGAGCCACCGGUACGCACCAACCAGAUCCCUAGACAGAUCCCGCCGACAACCACCUACCUCAAGCCCCUGCCCAGCAUGCUGCUUGUCGGCAUCCUGCCAUUUGGCGCCAUCUUUGUGGAGCUCUACUUUAUCAUGAGCUCCAUCUGGUUCAGCAAGAUCUACUACAUGUUUGGCUUCCUCUUCCUGUGCUACGGCCUGAUGAUCAUCACCUGCGCCGCGGUCACGGUCCUCAUGGUCUACUUCCUGCUGUGCUCCGAAAACUACCACUGGCAAUGGCGUUCGUUCUUGGCCGCGGGCAUGAGCGCCGGCUACAUCUUCGCCAAUGCCCUGAUCUACCUGGUCAGCAAGCUGUCGCUGGGCGGCCUCUCUGGAACCGUCCUGUACGUUGGAUACAGCGCCCUGCUUUCCUUCCUGUUCUUCAUCCUGACGGGCUCCAUCGGCUUCUUCUCGAGUUGGUGGUUUGUUCAGAAGAUCUACAAGUCCAUCAAGAUCGACUGA
Messenger RNA from Microdochium trichocladiopsis, 1950 nucleotides. RefSeq lists its product as uncharacterized. Bases 1 to 1950 code for a protein of 649 amino acids. The transcript is spliced from 2 exons. Gene Ontology annotation, cellular component: endosome; fungal-type vacuole membrane. Lineage: Eukaryota; Fungi; Ascomycota; Sordariomycetes; Xylariales; Microdochiaceae. The record is from RefSeq and is a predicted model, not a curated record. Gene Ontology annotation, biological process: protein localization to membrane; vacuolar transport.